GUCGCAUACCCCACCAGCACAUCUAUCCCAAUUCCGGACAUAUUACUACCACGAGAGCGCCUCAGAUACGCGUCGAAAAUUGCGAUUCUUGCGAAAGCAUCAUAUGCGAACAGCAUGAAUGAGCCACCGGCGAAGCGGAGGAGGACCAGCUCGCCAAACGAACAAGCGUCCAGUCCUCUGAGGAAACCUCCACGACGACCGUCUUUUGCGUCACCUACCAAAGCCAGUCUUGCGCGUAACUACCCGAACCUUCUCUCAGCAUCUCCAAAGCGCAACCCAAACCGGCCUGUAUCAGCCAGAAAUGGCUCCAGAGGAAGGGAAGAGACCGAAGUGGAACUACCCAGCGAGAGCGACCUGCCAGAACUCCCAGGGACACCAUCACAGAACAACCGCGCAACUUCAAAGCAACCGCGCAGAACAAUAUUAUUCUCCUCACCAAGCAAGCGUCCCCCGCGCGUCAAAGAUCCUAUCAAGCAACCUCCACCGAGUUCGAGAGCGCCAGCAGUACAAUCAGACGAUUUCGCAGGGACGGUAGAAGAUGGCCCUAUAGAAGACAUAGCUGAAGAUGUAACCCAAGAAGUGGUACAGAAAAGACAGCCUCCAGACCCAGAAGUUGAGAGAAGGAAGCAGGAAAAGGCACGUCUCCAGCGUGAAGUAGAAGAGUUGGAGUCUCAGGUGUCAAGAUGCAUUGAAGAGGUCGUCAAGGAGCAGCGCCGCGGUCCGGAGGACUCUCUGCGGUCCACAGAGCGCGAUAGUCUGAAGAAGUUCAUAUCGGAGAUCAGCGGCAUCGAUACAGAGCCAGAGAAGCUAGCACCAGUAUCAAGUCUGCUGUGUUCAUUCCUACCAUUCGCCGCCCUCGCCGUCCCUCCACCACGCGCGAAACAAGAGGAAAAGCCCGUGCCAUCACAUCGCCCGGUCGAAGUCGCGGAUCCCUUGCCAUACCUCCAGAUGUUUACUUCACUCAAUUUCUCCACACAACUCAGCCUGCCCAGCGGCAAGAUAUUCUCGACCUCACGGCGGGUUCACCAGAAGCAUACCAUCGACAUCGCGGGCCCACAGAAGCUGCUGACAGCCCAAGUCUCCAUAACCAUCGAUGCUCUAGCAAACGAGAUUAUCGAAAUGCAACUUCUAAGAAUCUCACCGUGGGCUGAGCGUGAACUGGGCACCUUCAUUCGCACGAAAGCGCAAGAAAGAGAUCUUGGCAAUGCGUCCUGGGCUAUGGACUCGUACUGGGAGAUUGCGAAGAAACGAGCACAGCACUGGCAUAAGUGCGAGACUGCGUUUGCGCAUCUACUCGUAGGCCGUACUGCAGAGGAUACAGAAAACGCCCAACCACUACAAACAGGCAAGCCCACAAACAGCAUCACGCGCAAAGACUUGAGCAGGAACUUGGGUCGUGAUACAUUGAUCCUGCAAGACAAACACGUCCUACUGAAACUCAACUGGCAUAUCAACUUUGACUGGACAGGCGAGGCGGAGUCGGACGUCAACGUAGAAGCCGCCUUUCCCCAGGUAUGGUCCGAAACAGACGGCGGUGGCGCAGCAUUUAAGAAGAUACCCCAAACUUUCGCUUCUCUACUCCGUACCAAGGGUGCUUUCCAGGCUACUAGCGUUAUGGUGGCUCUGUUGUUUUCUCAAUAGAAUGCAUUAUUUUGAUGAGGCCUGAAGGUACUCGCUAUGCUCUACGUUGAUGUACUGAAAAUGUGGGUGUAAUGUAUACUUCUAGGUGCGUUAUCCCAGACAUAACUUGGAGAACGGCAUUCUUUGUAUUCAUCAACUGCCAUCAAAAUACGGGUGACGUAUGAGCAUUGCUAUGCUGUCGCUGGC
Messenger RNA from Alternaria rosae, 1827 nucleotides. RefSeq lists its product as uncharacterized. The record is from RefSeq and is a predicted model, not a curated record. The coding region runs from base 115 to 1641 and encodes 508 amino acids. The transcript is spliced from 2 exons. Lineage: Eukaryota; Fungi; Ascomycota; Dothideomycetes; Pleosporales; Pleosporaceae.